ACCCAGCAGGACGCGAGGCGGCUCUUCGGGCCGGAUCACAAAUUCGUCGUGACUCAGUCUCUGCUCGGCGCGGAGGCAGCGGGAACAGACAGCCAAGAUGGAGUACGAGUGGAAGCCUGACGAGCAGGGGCUCCAGCAGAUCCUGCAGCUGCUCAAGGAGUCCCAGUCCCCGGACACCACCACGCAGAGAGCCGUGCAACAAAAACUAGAACAACUUAAUCAGUAUCCAGAUUUCAACAACUACCUGAUUUUUGUUCUUACAAAGUUGAAGUCUGAAGAUGAGCCAACACGUUCUUUGAGUGGUCUUAUCUUGAAGAAUAAUGUAAAAGCGCAUUUUCACAACUUUCCAAAUGGGGUAACUGACUUCAUUAAAAGUGAAUGUCUGAACAACAUUGGUGAUUCCUCCCCCUUAAUUAGAGCUACUGUAGGCAUUCUGAUAACAACCAUUGCCUCAAAAGGAGAGUUACAGAAUUGGCCUGAACUCUUGCCAAAGCUUUGCAGCCUGUUGGAUUCUGAAGAUUACAAUACCUGUGAGGGCGCUUUUGGUGCUCUUCAGAAGAUAUGUGAAGAUUCUGCUGAAAUUUUGGAUAGUGAUGUGUUGGACCGGCCACUCAAUAUCAUGAUACCUAAAUUCUUGCAGUUCUUCAAGCACAGCAGUCCAAAAAUACGGUCUCAUGCAGUGGCAUGUGUCAAUCAAUUUAUCAUCAGCAGAACUCAAGCUCUUAUGUUGCACAUAGAUUCUUUUAUUGAGAAUCUUUUUGCACUGGCUGGUGAUGAGGAGCCUGAGGUACGCAAAAAUGUUUGCCGUGCUCUGGUAAUGUUGCUGGAAGUUCGGAUGGAUCGCCUGCUUCCUCAUAUGAUUAGUAUAGUUGAGUAUAUGCUUCAAAGGACCCAGGACCAAGAUGAAAAUGUGGCUUUGGAGGCAUGUGAAUUUUGGCUGACUUUGGCUGAACAGCCGAUUUGUAAAGAAGUAUUAUGUCGGCAUCUUACUAAGCUGAUACCUGUGCUGGUAAAUGGUAUGAAAUAUUCAGAGAUUGAUAUAAUUCUGUUGAAGGGGGAUGUUGAAGAAGAUGAAGCUAUUCCAGAUAGCGAGCAGGAUAUAAGGCCUCGUUUUCAUCGUUCGAAGACGGUGGCUCAGCAACAUGAAGAAGAUGGUAUUGAAGAUGAUGACGAUGAUGAUGAUGAACUUGAUGAUGAUGAUACUAUUUCUGACUGGAAUUUAAGGAAAUGUUCUGCUGCUGCUCUAGAUGUCCUAGCUAAUGUAUUUCGUGAUGAACUUCUGCCACACAUCUUGCCACUGUUGAAGGAAUUGCUUUUCCACCCCGAGUGGGUAGUUAAAGAAUCUGGUAUCCUUGUUCUUGGUGCAAUUGCUGAAGGCUGCAUGCAGGGUAUGAUUCCAUAUCUUCCAGAGCUAAUCCCUCACCUUAUUCAGUGCCUCUCUGACAAAAAGGCUCUUGUGCGCUCCAUUACAUGCUGGACUCUUAGUCGCUAUGCACACUGGGUAGUUAGUCAACCCCCAGACACAUACUUGAAGCCAUUAAUGACUGAGUUGCUAAAGCGUAUCCUGGAUAGCAACAAGAGAGUACAAGAAGCUGCCUGCAGUGCCUUUGCUACUCUAGAAGAGGAGGCUUGUACAGAACUUGUUCCUUAUCUUGCAUAUAUACUUGACACUUUGGUCUUCGCAUUUAGUAAAUACCAGCAUAAAAACCUGCUCAUUCUUUAUGAUGCUAUAGGAACCCUAGCAGAUUCUGUAGGACAUCAUCUAAAUAAACCAGAAUAUAUUCAGAUGCUAAUGCCUCCAUUAAUCCAGAAGUGGAACAUGCUGAAGGAUGAAGAUAAAGAUCUUUUCCCUUUGUUAGAGUGCCUGUCGUCAGUUGCUACUGCCUUGCAAUCUGGCUUUCUUCCAUACUGUGAACCUGUGUACCAGCGUUGUGUGAAUCUGGUGCAGAAGACACUUGCACAAGCCAUGUUGCAUAAUGCUCAGCCAGACCAAUAUGAGGCUCCAGAUAAAGAUUUCAUGAUUGUGGCUCUUGAUUUACUCAGUGGUUUAGCUGAAGGACUUGGAGGCAACAUUGAACAGCUAGUAGCUCGCAGCAAUAUCCUGACACUAAUGUAUCAGUGCAUGCAGGACAAAAUGCCUGAGGUACGGCAGAGUUCUUUUGCAUUGUUAGGUGAUCUGACAAAGGCAUGUUUUCAGCAUGUUAAACCUUGCAUCGCUGAUUUCAUGCCAAUUUUGGGAACCAACCUAAACCCUGAAUUCAUUUCUGUGUGUAACAAUGCCACCUGGGCAAUUGGAGAAAUCUCUAUCCAGAUGGGUAUAGAAAUGCAGCCUUAUAUUCCAAUGGUCUUGCACCAGCUUGUAGAAAUAAUUAACAGACCCAACACACCAAAGACGUUGUUAGAGAACACAGCAAUAACAAUUGGUCGUCUUGGUUACGUUUGUCCUCAAGAGGUGGCCCCCAUGCUACAGCAGUUUAUAAGACCCUGGUGCACCUCUCUGCGAAACAUAAGAGACAAUGAGGAAAAGGAUUCAGCGUUCCGUGGGAUAUGUACCAUGAUUACGGUCAACCCCAGUGGAGUAGUCCAAGACUUUAUUUUUUUUUGUGAUGCUGUUGCAUCAUGGAUUAGCCCAAAAGAUGAUCUACGAGACAUGUUCUGUAAGAUUCUUCAUGGAUUUAAAAAUCAAGUUGGGGAUGAGAAUUGGAGGCGUUUCUCUGACCAGUUUCCUCUUCCCUUAAAAGAGCGCCUUGCAGCUUACUAUGGAGUUUAACCUCAUGCACUGGAGCUGCAGUCCCAUAAUUAGAGGUCCUUCAGUCUGGGAGACUAUGAGGGAGCCUCUGCACCCAGGGAAAAUGUUACCCUUUACUGGGGGGAAGGGUAAACCAGUAGGGAAUACAGUACAAUCCCAACCCUACUGGGAGGGGCGGGAGGGAGGUGUUGCCGUCACUGUAUUAAGUCGAUGUUGGGAAAUGUUUUAACAUCUGGAGCCUUUGUGGGUGGAAAUCUGUCUCCUAUUACACCUCUGCACUGGAUGUGAAGAAGAAAAAAAAAAGAAUCUAGUCACAAAACAGCACAUUCUGGAACAUUGUGGGGAUUUAUACUAAAAUAAGAAACCAUAUAAUUGAACCAUAGGGAUACGUAAAGAGGAAAAAUAUUUUGCGCACAAUAAAGGAAACCUAAGAAUGGGGGUCACAAACAGUAAAAGGCUUUCUUUUUUGUUUUCUGUUUUUUUAAGUAAGGGUUUUCUACAUUAUUUCAUCCUGCUUGGUGGGAUUCCUAGGUAUUUGCAUGUUAAUGAAGAACUACACAAACGAAGUUAGUACAGUUAAAACUCAGUUUGUGUCUGUAUUAGGAACAGUCACUUGCAGUGUACAGUAUAGAAACCCCAUCAUAAAAUAAUGAAGGUUAACUUGGACAAAGUGAAGCAACCUUCAAGCUGCCAAAUAAGUCACUCCUUUUAUUUUUGGGGUAAAGGAAAGGGACACUGCAAAGGAAAGAUUGACAUCUUAAUUUUUACAUUAAGAAAAACAACCAAGGUAGUGGAUAUGAUUUUAUUAUUGUACUUUGUUAGUUUUGAUUUCUAGAGUAAGGCAUUAUUCUUAACUUGCAGUUUAAGGUUCAGGCAUGCGUUCUGGCUCAUAGUGAUCAGAAGUAAUUUUAAUUAGUGGGAAAGUAGCAUGCUUGCAUCACAUAGAGUGAAAUUGGUAUACUUUUACCUAUGUUGCGCCAGUUUUGUGUUGCAGUUUACCAAUUCAAUAUAGCCCUGCAUUUAAAAUUCCUUUUUAAGAUUCAGUGGAAUUUAUUUUUAUUAAGAAUAUAGAUAUAAAGUACUGUAGUUAACAAUUAGGCCUUGAAAUACCUUUUUAGGAUCUGUUAAGAAUAAGAUUGAUAUUGUAUUGUGUGUAACCUGCACAAUGUGGAAAGCUGAUAUAGCUGUGCAAAAUAUUUGCCUCUGUGCUGUCAGUGUGAUGUGCUUUCUGCAUGGUUAUAUACUAGUGAUUUUAUCCGAAUCUCUAAAAUGAGUUACAUGGUAAGACCCGUUAAAGGCUGCAUAAAUGUUAGUUGGCACGUAAAGACAAUUGUAGAAGUUGAUGACAAGAUUGCUAUAUUUGUGUUUAUUCCCACUCAACGUAUUACCUUCUACGCUUUCUUUUUGUUCAAAGCAUGAUCUUAAAGAGAUGUUUAAGUUAAUGGAUGUAAUGCAGGGUAUCUACACUGUAUUGGCGCAUGUUGGUGGCCCUUUGUGAUGUAGUAAAAUGCACAAGGGUGCAAGUUUAAAGCUACAGAGUGAAAGUUGGUUUGGAUCCUCUUCAUUUCAUUUGUUUAGCUUUUCUGUUGUGUUUUUUUUUUCUCUACUUACAUGUAUUCCUGUGAAUAAAUCCUUGUUAAGUUAACGCUUUACUUUUCCUUCCAUGUGUAUUUUCUUAUGUACUGUGAAUGUGAAAUCCUAACUGGUACACUUGAUCUUGUGUCCAUCUGAAAGUGGCAAGUCUUUAUUAAUUUAGAUUGCCUAAAGAGUAUCCCAUGAUGAUAAAGGAAAAUGGAGAGAUUUUUAACUCUGCUGGUCAGAGGUGAAGCCACACCUUUCCAUUUUUCAAGUGCUGCAUUAUUAAUCUGCAAAACAUAAUUAAGCCAUAACAGCCUUUUUGUAGAUUUAGUUUCUCACCUUUGCAUUGCAGAAUGGAUACUGGAUAACAGUUUUUGGUUUAGUUGGUGUUUUCUGGUUUGUUUUCUUUUUUUUUCCUUUGAUUAUUUGGUUGGUUUUUUGUUUUGGUUAUUUUGGGGGAUCUUGAAGGAGGUUGUGGGUGUUUUUUUGUUUUCUUUUAUUUUGGGGGGAUUUUUUAUUUUUGGUUUGGUUUCGUUUUGGGUUUUUUAUUUGGGGCUUUUUUUAAGCACUUGCUCUUCUUUGCAUGGUUCUGUUCUUUGACUGUUGAAUGAUUUAGCCAUUGCACUGAAGUUUGAACUGUGUGAGUGUGAACUUAUAAAUGCUGUUUAAAGAGUUUAGACUUUUUUUUUUUUCAAUGCAUGAUCACAUGCAUGUUUUCUGUUCCCCUCCCCCUUUUUUGGCUUUGCAAAUUUUAGUGGAUUAUACCUGAAGCAUAGUUUGGACAUGUACUGUGUGAAAUACAUUUGAUAAUGCCAGUACAUAGUAUUUAUUCAAUUUGAUCAAAAUUGCAUGUGAUAACUUGCUUUCAAGUUACAUUACUACAAUAGCAAACCAAAAAUACCUUCUCAACUAAAAACUCUGAUAUAAAUUAGUAAAAUUCAAUUUCAAAACUUUAAUUUUGAACGGGAACAUCCCUGACCAAAAUUUAGCAAGAUGGGAUAUUAUUUUAGACCCAAACUUGCUUUAAUUUUAAAUGUGUUUGAACAUUAAGGAAGAGUUUCAGAGAAAUUACAUUAAAAAGUUUAUAGAAUAGAAAACCUACCCAAAUGAUAUAGUAGUGUAACUACGAAAAUCUGGGUUUAACUAAACUUCUUAAAUUUCAGAAAGCCUCUCUAACCAAAUAAAACCACUCCACCUCACCAUGGAAUAGCUUAGGAUGCCACUCUUGUACAUAUUUCUUUUAAUACAUAUUUUUUACAGAUGUCAACUGAUCUGGUAUGACAGCAAGGAAAAUAAUUUAAAAGGGCAGGAAUAACUAGGACAGGAAUAAACAAAAUAGUUUUUUGUAUCAGUAAGUUCUGUCAUGGUAUAUUUUAAAGCAAAUAAACCAUAUUCCUAAUGCAUAAUAUAGAUAGCGCAGAGAUUUGCAGAAGCUUUUUAGGGUGUAAUGUGAGGUAAGAGAAGUUCUGAAACAGCAUUAAUAUUUAAAACUGAAUUAUUGCAUCAUGGGAUAUAUAAAAAGCAUCUUAAUUCUUGUGGUGUAGUCUUGACAGUUCUUGAAUGUUGACUGAAUGUUUAUACUGGUAGACUUGUGAGUUCGUCUUUGUUACAUUCCAGUGUUUCUGCCUCUUGGCAUGCUAAAAGCACGGCUUACUUCAUUUGCUCCUUACACACUGAAUAAGUGCUGUUAGUGUGCUAAACUACAGAAAUAGCCGCUGCUACGUAAUGGUGUAGAUUUUCUACUUGAAUAAUUUUGUUGUAGGAACCUCAGGAGGUCAGUGUUUACUGUUUUUAUAUAUGCCUUUUUCCUGUUUUGAGUUUCCCUUUUUGAAGGAUUCUGAGAGUGAAAAAAAGCUGCUGAUCAACCUAAGUUGGUAACAGAAAGUAUAUUUAAAAUCCUUAUAAAUGCAUCUUUUUGGCAGUUCAAAAUUGCUGUUAAAUUAGUCUUAAGUGAAGUUCAAUAUUGAAUUUUUUCAUAACACAGUCAGGAAACCGCUCUUUUCAUUUUGGAAAACAGAUUAGACUAGUUCAGUAUUUUAACCAGUGCAAGCAAAAGUAAUCAGUUUUGUAUUUUUGUUUUCCAAAGCUUGAUUAUUUUCUAAAUCAGUGAAUAUGUAUAUAUUUAAAUUGUAAGAAGCUAAUUCUUAUGCUUUAGUUCAUUGCUCCUUGAAACUUGUACUCAGAAGAUCACUUUUAGAAGAGUAGGUUAAAAUUUGUAAUCAUUAUAAUUUUUAAAUGUUAUGAAGUAGCAUAAAUUUUGUAACUAAUAAUAUUGAUACACACUGUGAUUUUUUUUUAGGACUUUUAUGUUAGCAUCAGUCUUAAUUACUUAAACUGCAUAUAUUGUAUAAUAGUAUAAUGUAUAUUUUAAAACUUCAAGUGGCUUUCCUCAAGCAAAACUCAUUGCUACUUAGAAAUAUUCAAAUACUAGCUUUAUCUCAGGUGAAUACUCUUGUACCCUUUUUGUUCAGAACACAUGCUAAUAAAAAUGUGUUGUAAUUUUAUCAGUUUACCUAUUUCAUUUAGGCAGCUCCUCUUGUCUUAAACUUACCCUAAAUUACCCUUCUACUGUGGGACAAUAAUGACUUUUGCUUCAUCUAUAUUAUUCAUAUUGAAUGUAUUAACAGAUAAGGUGCAAAAACGUUCUUCCCUUAAGGAGAAUGCAUCCAUAUUCAAACAACUGAAAUAUUUCUUUUAAAAUGCUUUAAAUGCAUCAUUAAAUUGGAAAGCUUUCGUUUUAGAUUUUUUUCAAGGAAAGAAGUUGUAACUUAACACUAACUGCUUCCAUACUCUCAUGAGGAUGACAGAUGCAUAAAGCUUUUAUAUAGGGUCUGAAGUGUGACUUUUUAUCUUAGAUAAAGGUUAAGCUCUACAGUGAAAUGGCAAAACAUCCUGUAGUUAAUCUCAGAUAGAUGCUGAUGUAGUUUGCACAUGUGUUUGUUAUAAUCUAACCUCACCUUAAAUAAAUAAAGCUUGUUCAGUAGCUAUGUAUUUCACUCACCUAUGCAUUCUCCAGGAUGAUUUGUAUCCAUCAGUCUUCUAUGUAUUCUCCAAUAGAAACUUGCAUUUUGUCUGCCACUGUUGCUUGCUCUUUGCACUUAACGGUUGGAGCAAGCCAGUUUUAAAUGGGGAACUGAGGCAAGUACUCUUCUUGCUUGCCUUGUAUAUUCUGCUAAAAUAGUGAUGCUCACUUGCUUGAAUGUACGUAAAUGAGGGAAGUUUGAAAUGGCUUUAUAGGAUGAAUCCGUGUGUGGUGUUACAGUAUGCUUUAAGUAAGCCAAAUCCACAUCUCAAAGAAUUCAGCACUUACAAUAUCAUUUUUCUAUAAACUUGUUCUGUUGUGCUACUUUUACUUUAGGUAUCUAUUUCCUUAUUUCAGGUGAGCAACAAAAUUAAGAAGACUUGAGUGUUUUUUGUGAGGACAGCAAUGAGAAUAAAAAGAUUGAUAUAAGGAGUUUUAUUUGGCUGUUGACAUCUGCCAUGUAAUAACUUUUUUGUGGAAAGAGAUAGAUAGUUAUGUUGUACAUUGUCUGACCUGGUGAUAACUGAUACUUCUAAAAUUUUUAAUUGGAUGAAGUACACAAAAUAGUUUUAAAUGAAAGGUGACCAGAUCUUUCUGCUGACAACUUAGGUUGUAUAAGUUUUGCUUGAAAGCUUUAAAUCUUUUGUUUCUGUAUCUGCCACAAUGUUGGAAUGUUUCCUUCAAACAUAUCCUCCUGCAACCUCUCAAACUGUACUAAAUUGAGUGAUAUUUCUUGAAGUCUGCCUAUGUGCUAACAGAACUUCAUUUUAAAUAGAAUAUGGUUUUAAUUUUUGAUAAGCUGCUGAAUUUUAAAGGAGUUUUUGGGGCCACCAAAUAUUUUGGAUCAUGCAGAGAAUAUAUAUUGUACUGUAGUAAUUUUGUAUUUACAUUUGUAUGAUGUGACAUAAUAGAUGUGAAUGUUAAUCACUGCUUGACUAUGUUAAUAAAGUUGUUGAAAUAUA
Oenanthe melanoleuca is the source of this 8311-nucleotide messenger RNA. It is a transcript of the gene TNPO1, whose product is annotated as transportin 1. Gene Ontology annotation, molecular function: small GTPase binding; nuclear import signal receptor activity. The transcript is spliced from 25 exons. NCBI's taxonomy places the organism in Eukaryota, Metazoa, Chordata, Aves, Passeriformes, Muscicapidae. Gene Ontology annotation, cellular component: nucleus; cytoplasm. The record is from RefSeq and is a predicted model, not a curated record. Gene Ontology annotation, biological process: protein import into nucleus. The coding region runs from base 98 to 2770 and encodes 890 amino acids.